GUAAAUAGUGAACCAGUGCUGUGUUUUCCUUAAUUUUUCCAGUUUUAUUAGAUAAUCUCAUACACAACUACAAAACAACUUGUACAACUAUACUAUGUCACCUUUAAGUAAUAUAAUGGAAUAUAUUUGGGAUAGAAAAGAAAACUUCUGUUGUUUAUGCCUUAGCGCUGCAGUCGAAGAACUUAUUCACGUAGAAGACGAAGUUUUUAUUACAUUUAAUAACAAAGAGAGCUUUGUGCAGAUUUCCGAGCUUCUAUGCAGUGUUUUGAAUCGUGAGGUUCUUGAUUAUCUUCUAACAUUCAAACAAGUGUGCCAGUUAUGUUUACAAUCUGCACUAAGAAGCUAUAUCUUCCUGAAAACAAGCCUAUUUAAUUCUGAUCUUCUCACUAAUACUAUAAAUGGUCUUUUAAACAGCAUAAAAAACACAGAAGAGGAAACCCAAAGUUUUAAAACUUUAUUUGUAUCAUUGAACACAGAAGAUUUUUCUAGCAAACAAUUUUAUGAUGUAAGAAAACGUGUAACUAGUCUGUCUAUGGCUCAUCACAGAUAUAAACUGUUAGACUCCCUAAAAAUAAAAUCUGAAUGUGAAAAAACUGAGGAAACAAUUAAGUCACAAGGUAAUUGUGUAGUACCAAUCAGUACUAAAGACAUGAUGUAUGAUAGUAACAGUUCAAUAAUCAGAUGUAAAGAAUGUUUAAAAGCGUUUUUCUCAAUGCUAAAUCUAAGAAAUCAUUAUAUAAGGGUACAUGCUCCUAAACUAUACAAAUGCACAGAAUGCAAAAAGGCUUUCGGGUCACCAUCUUAUUUAGAAACGCACAAAGCUCAGAAACACAGCACAAUUAUUUGUAGUGAAUGUGGGAAGACCUUUAAAAAUCAACGCUCAUUUAAAUGUCAUGAGAUGAGCCAUUUAAUGAGGUUUGUGUGUCAAGAUUGUGGAAGAGUAUACAAAAAUAAAUCAACAUUCAAAAAACACAUUGAAUUGAAUGUGUGCAGUCAGAAAACGAGAGCUUCACCAGCUAAUGCAAAGUACACAUGUGACUACUGUAAUAAGAAAUACACGCAAAAGGUUUCUUUGCGUGUCCACAUACAAUAUGAACAUGGCAAUUACAAAUACCAUGUUUGUAAUGUGUGUAACAAGAAAUUUUGGGCCCAGAGUAGAUUAAAAGCUCAUAUGGUAAAACAUACUAAAGAAAAAAACUUUGCUUGCUCAUUAUGUGAUGGCAAAUUUGUAACUAAAGAGGCUUUACUAUACCAUACUCGAAUACAUACAGGUGAAAAACCAUACGAGUGUACAGGAUGUGAUGCCAGAUUCCUUUCAGCAUCACGGAGAACUGACCAUUUUAAGAGACAUCACACAAAUGCUACAUUAGAGUGUGAUAUUUGUGGUAGUAAGUUUAAUUCUCGAAAUUAUCUUCAUAAACAUAAAAGGGGACAUUUUAGCUCCAAUCCUCGAGCUAACAAUGAUUCUGAUAAUAUCAUAAAUCUCACACCGCAAAAGGUGAAUGAAGUGGAGUUCAAAAAGUUGACGCAGGAGCUUAAAAGAUUUUCUAAUGAGGAUUACAAUAUCAACGAUCAAAAUGAAAUCUAUCUGGAAUUUAGUAAUAAUGAUGGUUAUACUAUUAGUGGAAUAUGAAACCAACAAAGCAUAUUAUGAAAAAAUCAACUUCUCUCAAGGGACAGCAAAUGCACUUUGCACACUAUACAUUAUUAUCUCAGCAACAACUGUUUAAACAGCAAACAGAGAAGGGAAAUCAGCAAUAUAUUGAGACUUCAAAUUAUCCAAUCAUUUUCUAUUACUUAGUUAUAAUUUGAUAAUUUUUCAAAAUUAAUGAUCACCAAUGAUAACAUUGUGGAAUAAUAUCAUUUAUACUUUAAAACUUUACAGAUUUUACAUUGUCAU
Chilo suppressalis (striped riceborer) is the source of this 1900-nucleotide messenger RNA. The record is from the annotation of a GenBank genome assembly. NCBI's taxonomy places the organism in Eukaryota, Metazoa, Arthropoda, Insecta, Lepidoptera, Crambidae.